CUCUCGAGAAAUGGUUCUAUUUCGAUAGUGCCUGUUAAUUGAAAAGAAAUGUGAGUAAGAUAAGUAAUCGUAGAAGUGAUUAAAAUUAAAUCAAAUAAAAUAAAGAUAUAUAUAUAUAACGCAUACAAAAAAAAAAAUAAUAAUAAUAACGGAGCAAUGGAUCUUUUUCGAAUGGCAAGUUGGUCAAAGAAACCUCGAUUGUGUACUGAUUUAACAUUGGGUUGUUCUCUAAUCGUAUCAGAUAAAAAUAUGUUUUGCUGGGGGAGUUCUAUUCAUGGCGAAUUAGGACUAGGUGGUAUCGAGGAUGAACAUAUUCUUGCUCCUCGUGAAGUCGAUUUCCAGAAAUCCACUGAAGUUACAUACAUUGCAUGUGGCGAAAAUCAUACCAUAGUUAUAACGCAAAAUGGACAAUUAUAUUCUUGUGGAAAUAAUGACUUUGGUCAACUAGGACAUGACCACGGAAGAAAAAGGUUACACUUAAUAUCGGGAUUAGAAGCGUUUGUAUUUAAAAAAGCAGCAUGCGGAGCAUAUCACACGAUAGCAGUCAAUGAAUGGGGACAAUUGUUUAGCUGGGGAUGUAACUCCGAAGGCCAAUUAGGAUUAAAUGUAAUAAAUAUUUCUGAGCAUAUACCACGUAUGGUAAAAACGUUAGGAACAAAUGUAAUAGUGCAAGUAGCCUGCGGAAUAAAACAUGUACUUGCACUUACAAAUAACGGAGAAAUCUAUGCUUGGGGUUCAAACUGUGAAGGACAAUUAGGUUUUGGUUUUGAUACAACAAAGGAGUUGAAACCAAAACUUAUCAGUAGCUUAAUUUCUUUACCUAUUGCAUUCAUUGCAUGUGGUGGUUAUCAUAGUAUAGCUAUAACUAAGUCAGGUGCUGUAUUUGGAUGGGGAAAAAAUUUAUUCGGUCAAUUGGGACUAAAUGAUACGCAAGUUAGACAUGUUCCUUGCCAAUUAAGAACUUUAAGAAAUUCAAAAGUAUGUUAUGCAGCAUGUGGAGAAGAAUUUUCUGUAUUUUUAACAAUGGACGGUGGUGUAUUUACUUGUGGCGCAGGAAUGUAUGGCCAAUUGGGACACGGAAAUCAUAACAAUGAGAUUUUACCUCGCCAAGUUAUGGAAUUGAUGGGCAGUACUGUUACACAAAUAUCAUGCGGUCGAAGACACACAUUGGCAUUUGUACCUUCGCAUAGAAAAAUUUAUGCUUGGGGAUUAGGUGGUGCAGGACAAUUAGGCAAUAGUGUUACGCAAAGUGUUACUACUCCUCAAGUUGUACUCGGACCAUGGAUACCUCCUCCUAGUGGAUCAUCAGCGAUCAAACUCAACACGCAGUUCAGUCCCUGCUUAAUCGAUUGCAUCGUUAAACAUAUAUUUAGUGGAGGAGAUCAUUGUUUUGCUACUGUUGUUGAAAGAGAAGAAAAUAAUAAAUCAGACGACUGUAGAAUAAUAGACGCCACUUCUCAGAUACUUAAUAUAUCUGAAGAACAAUUAGCAGCUUGUCAAAGAGUUCCAACCGGAUCUCCCGUCGAUCAUGAACUUAUGAUGUAUCUAGAAACUGUUUUUAAAAGUCAAUCUUGUAUGAAUGGAUCGUUUUUAUCUAAGAAUGAUGUACAUUAUGGAUGUUCAAGUAAAAAUCAUGGAGUGGACUUUGAGGUAGCGAUUAAAUCCUUUGGGAUUAUUUCGGAGUUGUGUAAUAGUACAAUUCAGGAACUGAUUUUUAAUAGCAUAGUGGACAGUCUUAUACCAUCUUUCUCAUCUUCUCCACCAGAUAUAGAAUCGUUAAGAGUAUAUUUAACAGUGCCUUUGUAUCAUGGUUUCGCUAAUCCUGUACAUUGGAAUGCUUUACAUCAACCAUUUUGCAAAGCCAUUUCAAACUUAAAAAUGGAAGCACUUAAAGUAGUAACUUCAUGGUGGAGUAAAGCUCCGUCUUAUUAUUUUGAAAGACUCGUUCGUACUCACAAGAGCGUCGUUUUACAUAUUAUUAAGCAAUCUAAACAUGACAAGAAUGUUUCGUGGAAUGUACUGGGUAAGCACAUUCUAGAGUUCUUAAAAUUAUUAAAUAAAUUAAAUCAUACCGCUGAAGAUGAAAUUAGGGUGCCUUAUUCCACGUUUCAUUUGCCGGAAUUAAUAGAACAUAUAGAUAUUAAAGCUGAUUAUUUUAAAUGGCUGACAGAAAAAGACAAUUAUUCGAAUAAUAGAAUGUAUUUCUGUGAUUAUCCUUUCCUCUUCGACGCGCAAGCGAAAACUAUAUUAUUAGAAACAGAUCAAGCUAUACAGAUGCAAUCAGCGAUGAAUGAAGCUGCGACUCGUGCUAUCACUCAAAUGCUUUUUCAUCCAUAUCCAGCUAAUGGUGCGGACACUAGACUUCACAAUCAAUUUGUGACAUUAAACGUUUCACGAGAAAAUAUUGUACAAGAUACUUUAUUUGAAUUAUCUCAUUACGAUUCUAGUGAUUUGAAGAAACCGUUAAGAGUAAAAUUUCAUGAAGAGGAAGCAGAAGAUGCGGGAGGAGUUAAGAAAGAAUUUUUUAUGCUUCUUUUGAAAGAAAUCUUAGACCCAAAAUAUGGAAUGUUUAAGGAAUACGAAGAAACUAGAAUUAUUUGGUUCAGUCAAGAUUCAUUUGAAGAUGAAAUUAUGUAUUCUCUAAUUGGUUUGCUAUGCGGACUUGUUAUCUAUAAUUUUAUAAUUAUCGAUUUACCCUUUCCAUUGGCUCUAUAUAAAAAAUUAUUACACGAGCCAGUGGGAUUAAUUGAUAUUAAAGAAAUGUCUCCCGCAAUUGCUAAACAUUUACAAAGCUUACUCGAUUAUGAGGAUCCAGAUUUCGAAGAGGUAUUUUGUUUAAAUUUUGAAAUAGUGAGAGAUGCUUUUGGUGAGACCAAAACGUAUGAAUUAAUACCAGAUGGUGGAAAAGUUCCUGUUACAUUAAAAAAUAAAAAACAAUUCGUCGACUUGUAUGUAGAUUAUAUUCUUAACAAAUCCGUGGAGUCUCAUUAUCAAGCAUUUCAUACAGGUUUUCAUAAAGUGUGCGGUGGUAGGGUAUUAGAACUUUUCCAUAGUCAUGAAUUGAUGGCUGUCGUUGUUGGAAAUGAAAAUUACGAUUGGGAAGAAUUACAAAGAAAUGCGACAUACAAAGAAGGAUACACUGCUAAUGAUCCUACUAUUAUCCUAUUUUGGCAAGUAUUUCAUGAGUUACCUCUAGAAGAAAAGAAGAAAUUUUUACUUUUCCUAACUGGAUGCGACAGAAUACCUAUACAGGGUAUGAAAGCGAUAAAGAUAAUAAUACAACCUAUGAGCGAUGAACGUAUGCUCCCUGUAGCACAUACGUGCUUUAAUGUGCUUGAUCUCCCCCGUUACCAAACUCGCGAAAGAUUACGCUAUAAAUUAUUGCAAGCUAUUCAACAAACUCAAGGCUUUUCGCUGGUGUAAUCGCAUUCGAAAAAUUAUUUUUUUAUUGUAAUAUAUUAUUAUUAUAUAUUUUUUUUUAAAUUCUAAUUAUAUUAUUAUUAUUACUGCUAUUAUGAUUAUUUUUUAAUGGUAUAAAAUAGAAAAUCAUUAUGAUAAUGAUGUAAUUCUUCAUAAUUGAGUGCAUUCAAUUGACACUUGUCAUUUGCUCGUGCAUAAAAUUAAAGCAGAUAGAUCAAUUGCGUCUUGUUGAAUAA
Molecule: messenger RNA, 3656 nt
Organism: Polistes canadensis
Lineage: Eukaryota; Metazoa; Arthropoda; Insecta; Hymenoptera; Vespidae
Gene: Herc4
Product: probable E3 ubiquitin-protein ligase HERC4
Exons: 18
Coding region: 157-3423 (1088 amino acids)
Biological process (GO): protein ubiquitination; ubiquitin-dependent protein catabolic process
Molecular function (GO): ubiquitin protein ligase activity
Source: RefSeq, a predicted model, not a curated record